This is a messenger RNA of Diospyros lotus (date-plum), 693 nucleotides long. RefSeq names its product receptor-like protein EIX2. The record is from RefSeq and is a predicted model, not a curated record. Bases 1 to 693 code for a protein of 230 amino acids. Gene Ontology annotation, molecular function: protein binding. Lineage: Eukaryota; Viridiplantae; Streptophyta; Magnoliopsida; Ericales; Ebenaceae. The transcript has 2 exons.
AUGUUGGACUUGGGAUUCAACACAUUGAUAGGAAGGCUCCCAAAUUCAUUGGGAUACUUAAAGAAGUUGAGGGACCUUCAACUGUGGGAGUACAUGUUUAGAGGUUCAAUUCCCAAUUCCAUUGGAAACUUGUCUUCCUUGGAGUACUUGUACCUCUUGGAUAAUGAAAUGAGUGGUAGCAUCCCAGGAAAGAUCCUGGAGAUAUUUGGGAACUUGAAAGAUUUAGAAACCCUUGAUCUUUCUCACAACAAACUUGUGGGUGAAAUCCUAGAAAACAUGGUUUCUUUGACCUUUCUAAAUCACUUGAACCUAUCGUUUAACAAUUUAUCUGGUAAAAUACCCACAAACAACCAAUUUCAGACCUUCGGUGAUCCAUCCAUUUAUGAGGGAAAUCUUGCACUUUGUGGGACUCCACUAGCAACCAAAUGUAGUAGCAGUGGUAGUGGCAAUGGGGAGGCACCUUCUGGUGGGGGCAAAGACGAUGAAGACGUUAAAGGUCUGUUGGAAAAGCUAUGGUUAUACUUGACUGUAGCACUAGGAUUCUUCAUGGGAUUUUGGGGAGUCUGCGGCAGUUUGAUGAUUAAGAAAUGGUGGAGACUUGCAUAUUUUUAUUUUCUCGAUAAAAUAACAGAUGAAACCACUAUAUUAAUCUUCGUAACCGCUAAUCGUUUGAAGAGGAUUGUUGAUAUGUGA